Molecule: messenger RNA, 1524 nt
Organism: Exophiala aquamarina CBS 119918
Lineage: Eukaryota; Fungi; Ascomycota; Eurotiomycetes; Chaetothyriales; Herpotrichiellaceae
Exons: 9
Coding region: 1-1524 (507 amino acids)
Biological process (GO): carbohydrate transport; transmembrane transport
Cellular component (GO): membrane
Molecular function (GO): carbohydrate:proton symporter activity
Source: RefSeq, a predicted model, not a curated record
AUGGCGACCGAACCUGUUGUAAAAGAGCAUCGGAGCAAGUUCAAUGUUUUUAUCAUCCUCCUCGCUACACUAGGUAGCAUUUCUUACGGUUAUUCGUCAUGCAUUAUCGCGACAACGCUCGGCCAACCAAGCUUCAUAACAUAUAUGAAGCUCGACGUCUAUACGAACGCGGUACAGUUGAUAGGCGCCAUCAAUGGUUUGUAUCAGGCAGGAGGACUACUGGGAACGGUUUACGUCGGCUUCACUGGUGAUCGAUUGGGCCGCAGAUGGGCCAUUUUCUCGGCUUCGGCCAUCACUGUUGUUGGUGGUGCCCUCCAAGCUGGGUCUGUCCAUGUCGGCAUGUUCAUGGCCGCUCGAUUCAUCACAGGUUUGGGUAUUGGAGCACUUGUCACUCUCAUCCCCCUGUGGCAGAGCGAGGUUGCUCCACCUAGAACCCGUGGCUUUCUUGUCGGGCUUCACGGUGUCUUCAUCCUGGUAGGAUAUAGUUCUGCCAGCUGGGUUGGGGUCGCUUUCUACUUCGUAAACGCCGAUGGAGCUCAGUUCCGACCUCCUCUCGCCUUGCAGAUAUUGCCACCUUUGCUCCUCGCAGGCGCCAUUUUGUAUAUGCCAGAGUCACCUCGUUGGUUGAUGGAGAGAGAUCGAGGCGAAGAAUGCCUCGCCAUCCUUUGCAAGAUCCACGCCGAUGCCUCUGACCCUAGUGGGGAGUUCGCCCAGCUAGAGUACAACCAGAUCAGGCAGCAAAUCACUUACGAGAAAGGUCUGCCAUCCUCGUGGCGAUCUAUUUUCAAGAUUCCAUCCUACCGCAAGCGUUUAAUUGUCGGCUUCGGCUGCAUGUUCUUCGCGCAGUGCACAGGCACGCAGGUAAUCAACAACUACGGCCCUCUGUUGUACAGGAAUCUGGGUUUCAGCACCGCGAAUGCUUUAAUAAUUCAAGCUGGUUGGAUUACCUGGGGCAUUAUUGGCAACUUCAUUAAUGCAUUACUAUUGGACAAGGUUGGACGAAAGUGGCUCAUGACUGGUGGCAUGAUCGGAUGCGCGAUUUCACUUCUGCUGGAGAUCAUCAUGCUUGCGCUUUAUCAACAUACGGGCGACCGUGCAGGCAACAGUGCCGCGGUCUUCUUUUUGUUCCUUCAUAUUGGCUUCUACGCUUCUGCUCUCGAUGCCUCUACAUAUGUAUACGCUUCAGAGAUUUGGCCGACGCACCUCAGAGCUCGUGGCUGUGCCAUCUCUGUUUCCGGUCUCUUUGUGUCUUCACUGAUCCUGCUGUGCGCAGCAUCAGACGCAUUCGCAGCCAUUGGUUGGAGGUACUACCUGGUUUUCUUAUGCAUGACAAUUAUUGGUGCUAUAUUCUUUGCACUUGUAUUUCCCGAGACGAGACACAAACCACUCGAGGAAAUUGCUGCUGCCUUUGGUGAUGAGGUCGUUGACUAUUCGCUCGAGGUGUCUAUGGGCAAAGCCAGUGAGCUUGGUGAGGCACACCCCCAGACCAUUCGAGACUACAAGAGUGAAGACAGGACAGCCUGA